AUGAUCAAUUUCUAUGAAGGUCUCAACCUUGAAUUAUACGAGUCUAUUUUAAAUGGCACAUUCGUACCUACUACUCUAGUCCCCAGAAUUCCURCUGCUGGUGACACGGUCGAAGUACCCGCAAGGCRAGUUCCCAAGCUCCRUAGAGAUUGGGACGAUGAAGACAAAAGAAGGGUGGAAAUGGAUCAAAAAGCCAAGAGGCUUUUCAUCAUGGCCCUUCCCAAUGAGAUUUUUCAAUYUAUGGAUGCCUGCGAUUCUUCCACAUWCCUAUGGGAUCAAUUGGCWGACCAGCUGGAAGGAGGAAUUAAGAUGAAGAAGAACCAUCUUGCUCAAUGUCUGAAUGAGCACAACAGUUUCCAAGCUCUCCCAGAUGAGUCUCUCGAGCAGAAUUAUCACCGGUUCAACACCCUGAUCAACAAAUGUAGGAAGUGUGAUGUGAUCAGGACUCAAGAGGAAAACAACAUGCUCUUCUUGAAGAUGUUGAAUGUUGAAUGGGGGAACUUAUCCAUGUCCCUCCAGGCAAAUCAUGACCUGGAGCAGUGGAGUCUUCAUGACGUAUACGACACCUUGCAAGCGCAGGAGCAAGAGGUGCAGAAGGCCAAGAGGAGCCUCAUGGCCGAGCAAGAAAACUGUGUGUCUGACUCCUCGUCUGAAGAAGAAGACCAAGCUCACUUAUGUGGCAUGGCUGUUGAAAAUGAUGCAGAAGAGUCGGGAUCUGGCUCCGACUCCCAGGCACUAGAACAAGUGCCUCGAACCUGGACACGCAUAGGAACAACCCUAGAGGGCGAGGGCGUAGAAGAGGCAGAAAGGCCUUUACCUGCAGGGGAGAAAAUAAGGAAGGAUAUAAGGAGGGAGCAGAAGAGGAAGAGGCUGGAGGCCAAGAAACAGAGAGAGAAGGAAGAAAAAGAAAAGGAAAGGCAGGUAGAGAAGGAAAGAGAAGAAAAAGAAAGACAAGAAAGAGAGGAGAGAGUAAGAAGAGAGGAAGAGGAGAAGACAAAUGACGGGGAAGACGCUCUUGAUGAUAAUGUUGGCAUAGCUGUUGAAUUUAAAGAGAGUAAAGAGGAUGAUGAGGGAGGAGCGGGAGAAGUUGCUUUGGCUCCGGAAGAGCCAGAGCAGCAUAGGACAUUAAAUAGGCACAUUUAUUUCCCAAGCCCAACUCCCAGUGCAAGCACAUCAUCUGAAUCUGUUGGUCGAGCAACAUGA
This is a messenger RNA of Cynara cardunculus var. scolymus (artichoke), 1203 nucleotides long. Its product is annotated as myotubularin-related protein DDB_G0290005-like. NCBI's taxonomy places the organism in Eukaryota, Viridiplantae, Streptophyta, Magnoliopsida, Asterales, Asteraceae. Bases 1 to 1203 code for a protein of 400 amino acids. The transcript is spliced from 4 exons. The record is from RefSeq and is a predicted model, not a curated record.